UUCACAGCUCGCUGGAGUUUCUGCUGUGGAUGAAAUAUUUCAUCUCCUGACCUGCAGCAACCAUGACUUCAGUUCAGGCUUUGAGAGAGUUUGUAAACGAGCGACUGACUGCUGCUGCAGGAGAAAUAUUCGCUGUGUUUGAACAAACGAUCAUCCGAUACGAGGAGGAGAUUGGUCGUCAGCGCAGAUAUUUGGAAAUCAACUGGAACCCUCAAGUCAAGUUGCAGAGAACAGAGCUUCGACAGCAUCAUGACAACAAGGAGGAGCAGCUCUCUCAACAGGAAACAGACUACUGUCUUGAGCAGGAAGAACCAGAACCUCUGUUGAUCGGAGAGGAAGAAAGAGUACCAGAACCUAAAAAGAUCAAAGAGGAACAAGAACAACCAGAACUUUCACAGAUCAGAGAGGAGCCAGAAGAACCAGGAAUUCUAUUAUUAAAAGAUGCACAGGAGAAACCAGAACCUUCAGAGCUGAAAAUAAUUGGCAUAUUUCAUGGUGACAAUGUGGACCACUUCCCCGUGUCAGAGAAGCAGGCUGGACGUGAAAAGAUUCGUCGUGAGAAAACAUGUGUUAAAAUGGCCAGAAAACGCCGGAAAUUACGCCGGAAUAUGGGAACUGUCACAUAUUCUUGUAAAAUAUGUGAUAAAAGUUUCAGUAUACAUAGUUCUUUGUUAGUCCAUAUGAGAAUUCACACAGGUGAGAAGCCGUAUUCCUGUGAAACAUGUGGGAAAAGUUUCAGUUUGCAGAGUAAUUUAAUGAGGCACAAGAGAACUCACACAGGUGAGAAGCCCUAUUCCUGUGAAACGUGUGGGAAAAGGUACAGUCGAAAGAAUGAUUUGUUUCGCCACACGUUGAGUCACACAGGUCAGAAGCCGUAUUCUUGUGAAAAAUGCGAGAAAAGUUUCAGUGUACACAGUAAUCUGUUGUAUCACAUGAGAACUCACACAGGGGAGAAACCAUAUUCUUGUGAAACAUGUGGGAAACGUUUCUUUAACCACAAUGCUUUGCUUAGCCAUAUGAGAUGUCACACAGGUGAGAAGCCCUAUUCUUGUGAAACGUGUGGAAAAAGUUUCAGUUUGCAGAGUAAUUUGAUGAGGCACAAGAGAAUUCACACAGGUGACAAGCCAUAUUCCUGUGAAACAUGUGGGAAAAGAUACAGUCGAAAGAAUGAUUUGUUUCGCCACACGUUGAGUCACACAGGUCAGAAGCCGUAUUCUUGUGAAACAUGCGGGAAAAGUUUCAGUGUGCAGAGUCAUUUAGUGACUCACAAGAGAACUCACACAGGUGAGAAGCCAUUUUCUUGUGGAACCUGUGGGAAACGUUUCUUUGACCACAAUGCUUUGCUUCGCCAUAUGAGAAGUCACACAGGCAAGAAGCCGUAUUCUUGUGAAACGUGUGGGAAAAGUUUCAGUCAAAACAAUAAUUUGGUGGUCCACAAGAGAAUUCACACAGGUGAGAAGCUGUUUCCUUGUGAAACAUGUGGGAAAAGGUUCAGUCGAAAGAAUGAUUUGUUUCGCCACUCGCAGACUCACACAGGUCAGAAGCCGUAUUCUUGUGAAACAUGUGGUAAAAGUUUCAGUGUGCAGAGUCAUUUAGUGACUCACAAGAGAAAUCACACAGGUGAGAAGCCAUAUUCUUGUGGAACUUGUGACAGAAGUUACAGUCGAAAGAAUGAUUUGUUGCGCCACAUGAUAAGUCACACAGGUGACAUAAUAUUUUCUUGUGGGACAUGUCAGAAAAGCUUUACCAGUCACAGUUUGUUGCUGCACCAUGUCAACACUCAUAAAGACAGUCACUCUGGACUUCCAUCUUACUCUGCAAGUCUAGCUUUACCCCAACAGGGAUCAUCCAGUUGACAGGAAACGUGACUGAUUUAGAUUCUGUUGAGACUGCUUCAGAGAAAAACAAGUUGUUUGUCAUGAAAAGGAGAAGAUUUAAAGGAACUUGGUUUCCAUUUGUGUUGAACUACUCAAAAGCUGACAAAUGAUCCCAUGGUUGCAGAAUCAUUCUUUGAAAAGUCCAUUUAGUUUAAUUUCUAUCAAGACUACUUUUUUUUUUUUACAAAAUGUGAAAUGAACAUCCUUGUUUGAGCAGUU
This is a messenger RNA of Salarias fasciatus (jewelled blenny), 2096 nucleotides long. RefSeq names its product gastrula zinc finger protein XlCGF57.1-like. The transcript has 2 exons. Lineage: Eukaryota; Metazoa; Chordata; Actinopteri; Blenniiformes; Blenniidae. Bases 63 to 1856 code for a protein of 597 amino acids. Gene Ontology annotation, biological process: regulation of DNA-templated transcription. Gene Ontology annotation, molecular function: DNA-binding transcription factor activity, RNA polymerase II-specific; RNA polymerase II cis-regulatory region sequence-specific DNA binding. The record is from RefSeq and is a predicted model, not a curated record.